CAGGCCGGGCCGCGGACCCAGGGAGCAGCUGCCCCCGCGCGCAGGCACCGCCGGGGCUCACCGGGGCCGAGGCCGCAGGGACCAGCAGGAGCCGAGCCAGUGCUGCGCCGUGAACCGCCGCCGUUGUCACUCUGGACGCGGAACGGAAUUUCCCCUCCCUGUCCCAGCGCGGCGGUGCAGCCCCAGCCUCCAGGAGCACUUGCUGCCCCGAGGCGCCGCUGGCGCAGGGCAGCCCCUCAAGGGAGACAGCCCCCGAGACUCCGCGCCCCGAAAAUGGUCAGACCCGCGCCUAGCCUGGCAGGAAGACUGUGACCGUGGGAAUUCCAGCCACCUACCCAAGCAACAUGCAGAUUUUAUUUGUGGAGCCUGCCAUUUGCCUCAGUGCAUUUGCCAUGUCUUUGGCUGCUCCACUGACAACACAAUAUGUGUACCGGAGAAUAUGGGAGGAAACAGGCAACUACAGUAUUGCACCGGAUAGCAAUAUUUCUGAGUGUGCAAAAAACAAAAGCAGCCCGAUUUUUGCGUUUCAGGAGGAAGUUCAGAAAAAAGUGUCUCUUUUUAAUCUUCAGAUGGACAUGAGUGGGUUAAUUCCUGGUCUUGUGUCUACAUUCAUUCUUCUGUCUCACAGUGACCGGCGAGGACGAAAAUUCCCUUUGGUUCUGUCUUCUGUGGGUGUGCUUGUAACCAGUGUUUGGCUCUGUCUGCUCUCCUAUUUUGCUUUUCCAUACCAGCUUUUGAUUGCAUCUACUUUUAUUGGCGCACUUUGUGGCAAUUCCACCACAUUUUUGGGAGCCUCUUUUGCCUACAUAGUUGAUCAAUGUAAAGAACAGAAACAAAGAACAAUUCGAAUAGCUGUAAUUGACUUCCUGCUUGGAAUCGUCACUGGAUUAACAGCAUUGUCUUCUGGCUAUUUUAUUAGAGAACUAGGUUUUGUGUGGUCAUUUUUAAUGAUUGCUGUGGCUCUUACUGUUAACUUGCUUUAUAUUUUAUUUUUCCUUGAUGAUUCAAUGAAACAGUCUUCCUCUCAGAAUGUUUCUAUAUCAUGCACUGAAGGCUUUAAAAACCUAUUUUACCAAACUUACAUGCUUUUUAAAAAUGCUUCUGGGGAGCAACGGUCUUUGCUCUGUUUGUUGAUUUUUACGAUGAUCACUUAUUUUUUCGUGAUAAUCGGCAUUUCCCCCAUUUUUAUUCUUUAUGAAUUGAAUUCUCCACUCUGCUGGGAUGAAGUUUUAAUAGGUUAUGGAUCAGCUUUGGGCAGUAUCUCUUUUUUGAGCAGCUUCCUAGGAAUAUGGCUUUUUUCUUACUGCAUGGAAGACAUUCACAUGACUUUCAUUGGAAUUUUUACCACCAUGGUGGGAAUGGCUAUGACUGCUUUUGCCAGAACAACACUGAUGAUGUUUUUAGUCAGGCUGCCGUUCCUUUUCACUGUCGUGCCGCUCUCUGUUCUACGGUCCAUGAUGACAAAAGUGGUGCGUCCUACUGAGCAAGGUACCCUGUUUGCUUGUAUUGCCUUCUUAGAAACACUUGGCGGAGUCACUGCAGUUUCUACUUUCAAUGGAAUUUAUUCAGCCACCGUGGCCUGGCACAAAGGUUUCGUCUUUCUGCUCUCCGCCGUUCUAUUACUAAUCCCAGCCAUCAGUCUAUGUGCCGUCAAGUGCAUCAGCAGGAACGCGGGAAGCCACGUCCUCCUCGUACAAGAAGAACCCAGCGAAGACACUUCAGACAGAUGAUUAGUUGUGAUUCAAAAAAACCCAAAUGCACAUACCAUACACUCUUACUUCUGAAGAAUAUAAACUAGCUCCACAAUCAAUACUUCAUGAAUAAUCAAUGCUACAAGUCCUUUCUUCUAAGCAGUCAGAGAAAUAGUUCCUGGCUCUAGCUUCUUGGAGUACCAUGCACUUUGAGCACUUUAUGAAGAUCAUGUGAUAUAUUUCCAACACAGAGAACAAAUCUCAAGACACUUACCACUUUGGGACUUAAAAGAAAACAAAUUUAUUGGUAUAAGGCUGGACUAAGAAACUUGAUACAAUCAAAAGUGAUAAUCUCCCUGAUAAACUCCAGGAGAUUGAGAUUGUUUGCUUCAGUUUCUUCAUCUGCAAAAUGGGUUUCUGACCUCUCUCAAGGACUUUAAAGGCAUAACUGUUGAAAAUUAUGAUGACUCAUUCACUGAUAGGAAAAAUGAUAGAAGUUUUGAAUAUUUACAAUAUAGUUUUACCUCUGCUUGGGUAAUGCUUUGUUUUAUAGAGCCCGCCAAAGUGCUGGUGACAGUCAAAGCUUUCAGUAGAUGCAAAAAUCUUCAAAAGGGAAGCACUUGAAAGAAUCCAUGUUUUUACUUUUCCUAGUAUGUUUCAUCAGUGACACGAAUGAUAAUAUUUCUAUAAGUAAAACAGAGGUGACUGGAAAAAAAGAUAAGUAGUUUCUAAAGAAAUUUAAAAACCAAGUAAAAAGCCAAUCAUGAUGUUAAGUGAUUAGUAUUUACAGAGCCAGUAUUCAUUCCUUCUUUCAAAAGAUAUCCAUUUCUUCCUGCCUUACACUCACCCUGGGACCGCCAGGGUCCCUGAAAACACCGCAUCUUCUCCGGCCUCCUGUCUUAGCACACAGUGUUCCAUUUGGCCUUCCUUCCCACCCCCCACCACAAACGUUCAAGUCUCAGCCAAAGCAUAGCUUCUGCUUCCCCUGUGUGGCUUUCCACCCGCAGGCCAGCCACCGCGCUCUGUGCGUGCUUCCAUCCUAGCGUUUUCCCUUGUCUUGUAAAGUCUGUCUCCCCUACUUGACAAUGGGCACCUUGAGGACAGGAACAAUCUUCAAUUCCUCAAUAAAUGUUGAACUAAAUGACUACAAAA
Messenger RNA from Vicugna pacos (alpaca), 2843 nucleotides. RefSeq names its product solute carrier family 46 member 3 (gene SLC46A3). The record is from RefSeq and is a predicted model, not a curated record. Gene Ontology annotation, cellular component: lysosomal membrane. Gene Ontology annotation, molecular function: transmembrane transporter activity. NCBI's taxonomy places the organism in Eukaryota, Metazoa, Chordata, Mammalia, Artiodactyla, Camelidae. Gene Ontology annotation, biological process: vacuolar transmembrane transport.